AUCAAACCCCUCGUCCUCACCACCAUUAUAACCACCAUUAUCUCAGGAACUAUCGUAGUACUAAUAAGCUCCCACUGACUGAUAGUCUGAAUCGGAUUUGAAAUAAAUAUACUGGCCAUCAUCCCCAUUUUAAUAAAAAAAUUUAACCCACGAGCCAUGGAAGCAUCAACAAAAUACUUCCUUACCCAAGCCACCGCAUCCAUGCUCCUCAUAUUAGGAAUCAUCAUUAACCUACUGCUAACAGGCCAAUGAACAGUACUGAACACCCCCAACCCAAUCACGUCGAACACAAUAACAAUGGCCCUAGCAAUGAAACUGGGACUCUCACCUUUCCACUUCUGAGUACCCGAAGUGACCCAAGGAAUCCCACUAUCUUCAGGAAUAAUCUUACUUACCUGGCAAAAAAUCGCCCCCCUCUCCAUUCUAUAUCAAAUCUCGCCCUCCAUUAACCCAAACCUACUAAUAAUUAUAGCGGCCAUAUCCGUCCUAGCCGGGGGCUGAGGAGGCCUCAACCAAACUCAACUACGAAAAAUCUUAGCCUAUUCAUCAAUUGCCCACAUAGGAUGAAUAAUCGCUGUAACAACAUACAACCCCACUCUUAUAUUACUAAACCUUACAAUUUAUACUAUAAUAACACUAGGAGCAUUCAUAUUAUUCACCCUAAAUUCAUCCACAACUACACUAUCAUUAUCCCACAUAUGAAAUAAACUCCCAUUAACAACCUCCUUAGUCCUAAUAAUUAUACUCUCCCUGGGAGGCCUCCCUCCCCUCUCAGGAUUUAUCCCUAAAUGAAUAAUCAUCCACGAACUUACAAAAAACGAUAUAAUCAUCGCAGCAAUAUUCAUAGUAAUAACGGCCCUACUAAACCUAUACUUCUACAUACGACUAACAUACGCAACAGCACUAACCAUAUUCCCCUCAACAAACACCAUAAAAAUAAAAUGACAGUUCGAGAACACAAAAAAUAUCAUCCUCCUAUCCCCUCUAAUUGUAACCUCAACCAUACUACUCCCACUAACCCCAAUAAUAACAACACUAUUCU
Molecule: messenger RNA, 1042 nt
Organism: Lutra lutra (Eurasian river otter)
Lineage: Eukaryota; Metazoa; Chordata; Mammalia; Carnivora; Mustelidae
Source: the annotation of a RefSeq genome assembly